AUGGUUGAGAAACUGGGCCUUGCCGCUGAAGAAUCAUCAGCAGAGGUAGUUGUCCUACGGCAGGAGUUAGCAUAUUUGAGGAAGAAAGAAAAAGCAAAUUCCGACUCCUCAAGGGUACAAAGUAGAGCUGUUCUCUCCAAAGCCCUCGUAGUUACUACAGAUGAGGUUGUACGUCUGCGCAAUCAAUGGGAGGAAAAGCAAAAGAUUACCGCUGCGAGAGCUAUAGCAAAAGAGUUGAAGGCAGCGGAGCGGACAUCAAAGAGCGCCGAGACAGACUGCGCCGAGCCCGCAAAUCUCGGCAGGAAACUCACUCAAGGUUAG
Morchella importuna is the source of this 321-nucleotide messenger RNA. RefSeq lists its product as uncharacterized. Lineage: Eukaryota; Fungi; Ascomycota; Pezizomycetes; Pezizales; Morchellaceae. The coding region runs from base 1 to 321 and encodes 106 amino acids. The transcript has a single exon. The record is from RefSeq and is a predicted model, not a curated record.